Molecule: messenger RNA, 3150 nt
Organism: Aspergillus saccharolyticus JOP 1030-1
Lineage: Eukaryota; Fungi; Ascomycota; Eurotiomycetes; Eurotiales; Aspergillaceae
Product: DEAD/DEAH box helicase
Exons: 3
Coding region: 86-2866 (926 amino acids)
Molecular function (GO): nucleic acid binding; ATP binding; ATP-dependent chromatin remodeler activity
Source: RefSeq, a predicted model, not a curated record
AGCACCUUAUUUUCGGUCCAUCAACCAAACUACUAACGGAAUCUCAGUCGCUUGGCCAAGUACUGUUGAUCGGGUAGCUACUACCAUGGGCGUCCAGCCGGAAAAGCGAGGCCUCGAGCAAGUCGACCUCACUUCCGACGACAGCUCAUUUCGACCUUCCAAGUCGUCGCGCACCCGGCGCGGGCAGCGAUUGGGCCAGGAGACAGCCUACCUCCCUCUCAGCCAACCGUCUCAGUCCCUUAUCGCAAAUGAAGAGGACGAUGAUGCCCAGGCUGCGGAUCUCGUGCAAAGCAGUCAAGAUGUUGAGGAAUCCGGCCCUUUGAUGCAUUACGGUGACGUGAACACGAAGAUCGUGGGUGUACGCUACUACAGAGGACAUGCUACCAUCGGUGAGCAUGUGGUCAUCAAAAGAGAACCAUCGAAUCCAUACGAUGGAAACGCGAUGCGGGUUGACAAUGUCAUGGGCAACCAGAUCGGUCAUAUACCGAGAACCAUGGCUGCCAAGCUGGCAAAGUAUCUGGACUCGAGGGAGUUGAUCGUUGAAGGCAUGCUGACCGGUGUCAUUGGCGCAUAUGAUUGUCCUGUAGUGCUGAGACUCUUCGGCACCGGUAACCCGGAGCUCAGACAGGCUCUGAAAGAUCGUAUGGAAGCAGAUAGGCUGCCCGUGAAUAUCCUCAAGCAACAGGAGCGUGAGGAGAUCAAGCGGCAGAAGGAGCGCGAAAAAGCCGAGAAGCAAGCGGCCAAACUGGCUCGUGCCAUGGCAAAGGCUAAAGGACAAGACGAGUGGCAGCUUUCAAGUAACCUUGGCUACUCCAACCUCUACUCAGGGGAAGGUGAUCUGGUCCUCGAGGGCCAGGAAAGUCUGGAAGAGCUGAUCGGGCAGAGCAGCACUUUCAAUCCCCGUGAUAUCGGUCAUGUGACUGAAGACUUUGGCAUGAAAGAAGCUGAUCUGGAAAAGAUGCCCAUGGCUGAAAAUCCAGAAGGGCUGGCGACACAACUUCUGCCGUACCAGCGUCAGGGCUUGGCUUGGAUGAUCUCACAGGAAAACCCCGUACUCCCCGCGGUUGGAUCUACAGAGAUUGUGCAGCUGUGGAAGAGGAAUGGCAACCGGUUCACCAACAUCGCUACCAAUUAUUCGACAUCCCAAGAACCGCCUUUGGCUAGUGGUGGCAUCCUAGCUGACGACAUGGGUCUUGGAAAGACGAUUCAGAUCAUCUCUCUAAUCCUCGCAAACUUUCAACCCAAGACUCCGGCCUCCGCCAAAACCACCUUGAUCAUUUCCCCGGUGGGCGUGAUGAGCAAUUGGAAGAAUCAAGUCCAGGAUCACACUCAUCCCGCAAAAGCCCCUAAGGUGCAUGUCUACCAUGGGCAGGGGAAGAAGGAGGCUGCAAACCUCGAUCAGUAUGACAUUGUCAUAACAAGCUAUGGCGCUCUGGCUAUGGAGUACAACCCCAACGCCAAGGUGCCUCCGAAGAAAGGGCUUUUCUCGCUCCAAUGGCGUCGUGUAGUGCUUGAUGAAGGACACACAAUCCGCAACCCACGAUCUAAAGGUUCUAUCGCAGCUUGUAACCUGCGCUCGGAUUCGCGCUGGACGCUUACAGGGACUCCUAUCGUAAACACCCUCAAGGAUCUCUACUCCCAAGUCCGCUUUCUUCGACUCACUGGUGGCCUUGAAGAUAUGUCCGUGUUCAACAGCGUUCUCGUUCGGCCUCUGAUGACCGAAGAUCCCAAUGCUCGCUUACUACUACAGGCUUUGAUGAGCACCCUCUGCUUGCGUCGUCGGAAGGAUAUGAACUUUGUGAACUUGCGUCUUCCCCCGCUCACAUCUCGAGUUCUACGUAUCAAAUUCCACCCCCACGAGCAAGAGAAAUAUGACAUGUUCCAGUCUGAGGCGCAAGGCAUGCUCAUCGACUUCAAAUCUAAGGGCAAAGGCGGCGCCACAUAUUCUCACCUUCUUGAGGUCAUCCUCCGUCUGCGACAAGUCUGCAACCACUGGGCGCUGUGCAAGAACCGCGUCGACAAGCUCGCGGAGUUCCUCGAGAAAAACAACGUCGUUCCCCUAACCCCAGAGAACAUUAAAGCUCUUCAAGACGUCCUGCAAAUCCGCAUCGAAAGCCAGGACUCCUGCCCUAUCUGCCUCGACGCCAUCCAGCAAGAGCAACCCGUCAUCACCGCGUGUGCUCACGCGUUCUGUCGAAAAUGCAUCGAGGAGGUGAUCGAGCGACAACACAAGUGCCCCAUGUGCCGCGCUGACAUUGAAGACACAACAACGCUCGUCUCCCCGGCCGCGGAGAUGGGCGAAAGCGUCGACACGGUCGAAGCCGACCCGGACAAUCCCAGCAGCAAAAUCGAAGCCCUCGUCAAGAUCCUCACCGCCAAGGGUCAAGCCGCCGGCACCAAGACGGUCGUCUUCAGCCAGUGGACCUCGUUCCUGGACCUGGUGGAGCCGCAUCUCGAACGGCACGGCAUCGGCUUCGCCCGCAUCGACGGCAAGAUGAAUUCGCUCGCCCGCGACAACUCCACCGCCUGCUUCUCCACCGACCCCGCCUGCACCGUUCUGCUCGCCAGCCUGAGCGUCUGCAGCGUCGGCCUGAACCUCGUCGCGGCCAACCAGGCCAUCCUCGCCGAUAGCUGGUGGGCGCCCGCCAUCGAAGACCAGGCCGUCGACCGUGUCUACCGGCUGGGCCAGAAGCGCGAGACCACGGUCUGGCGGCUCGUCAUGGAGGACAGCAUCGAGGACCGCGUGCUGGCCAUCCAGGACACGAAGCGUAAGCUGAUGUUGGCGGCGUUCCGCGAGACGUCCACGAAGAAGAAGAUCGACGACAAGGCCACGAAAGUGGCGGAUCUAGAGACGCUUCUGAAGUAGGCAGCCUCGACUUUUCUCUCCCACCCACAGAUAUUACCUAUUACCUAACUAAAAUCCUUACACCGUACCCUCCUCAUUGUCCCAUGGGGUCUUCCUAUUUCGGUGCACCAGCGUAGAAGUGGUGAAGGAUUCUGUUGUCUAUUUCUAAUUUUCGAGGUUACUUGUCAGUGUUAUCUAGCAUUUAGCUUUCGGUAAUAUGUUUGAAGGAUCUUUCCAAGACUAUAGUUACUGGGUGCUUAUCUACAGCAAAAGCACUACAUGCACAUACCAGAUCUCAAAUCUCU